AUGUACUCGCCGACUGGUUAUUACGGCCAACCAGGCCAACAGCCUGGUAGCUACGGCUACUCUGCACCUCUGGGCGGUUCUUACGGCGCGCCGAACGGAGCAAGCAGCGCCCAUCACAGCGGCAGCAGCACGCCCACAGGCGGCAUCGGAGGCCAGCCUGGCGCUCAAACGCAACACCACUUUCAACAAGGUUUCGGCGCCCCAGGUGCCCCGGGCAUGUUUUCCGCCCCCUACGGUGGACCUCCGCUCGCGGGCCAUCACGGAGCAGGCUCGCCUGGCGCAAGCAGUCCUUACUUUCCAGGCGCUAUCCCCAACGGCAAUCCCAAUCCUCAUGUGAGUCCGCGAUCGUGGCGUACCCCGUGUCAAGGCCGUAGUCAGCAUCUGUUUGUGGGAGCGAGCACCGGCGCGUCGCCGAACGAAGCGAGCACCAGCGCGUCGCCGAAUAGAGGCGCAGCCGCGCCUUGCCGAGAGCGAGCCACUUCUGCAUAUCCAUCUCGGUCCUUGCGCCUUGGUCAUCUUUGCGUGAUCUGUCAAUCUCGAGCAAAUGAUUGAUCAUGUGCGCGCGCCAGAGCGCUCCUGCUCAGGUAACGCGCUGGCGCGCGCGUGGGUACGCGUGACGCGCGCGCGCUUGCGCGUUAUUUUCCGCUUCAGCGUGUCUCGGGUGUUAGGUGACCGUCCACGCUUACCGGCAGGGGCCGAGCAUUCGCCGUCACAUUUGGCGCAUCGACGAUCGAGGACUGGCUUCCAAAGAGGGUCCCAAAGCCGUUCCUCGAGCUGAUGCGAGUCGAUGGGCUGAGACAAGGGUGCGCUUGGCCCUCACCGGACUACAGCUUCCGCGUCGCUGGAUACUCAGCAACAGCAAUUGGCUGAGUAUGCGCAGGUGUGCACUGCCAAUCAGCCAAAAGGUUGGAAUCGGCUUGCAAUCUGAAUCAGAUUGGCAUCUCGUCGCAGGUGGUCGUCGGAAACGCGAUCCCAAAUCGGUCUCAGAGUCGCGCUCGGCCGAACUAGCUUCAACAUGUUGCGCAUGCGAACAUUAAGGGUGGGGGAAUAGCGAAGCUCUCGAGGCAGGGUCUGGGCUGCGGCGAUUUGGCCGGGCAUCGUACGAUCCGUGCUAAGCUGCAAGAUUGGCGGCGCUGCACGAAGCUCGUCUUGAAUGCAGGCAAGCACGCCUGCAGUGCACAUAAAAAAGGCGCAUCGCAAAGCUCAGUCUUGUCUAUGAGCAUUUGCAAUCCGCUCAAAAGGCGUUCCUGGCAGUGCGCUGGACAUUCUGCUGACGCACGCCGAUCCACGCUUCUGCCUUUUCCUUGUCCCCUCUGCUGCCCUCUGCACACUGCGAUGACGACGCUCUGCGCGCUUGCGUCCAUGCCUGGCUUUGAUCUUGCCGCUGCUGCUGCACUUUCUUGCAAUGACGCGGCAAACAUGUCUGCCUCGCCUGACUUGCACUCCCACGACCUGGUCGAUUUGACGUCGCUCUGGGGCUACUGCGACUCGCUCGCACCGCCGCCCGACGCGUCUACUCCCACCACCCGAUCCACAUCGAUCGAUGCCCAAUCAACUGCUACUUCUUCCGCCUCGGGCGCUUCGAUUCGCCAACGCGUCACCGCCGCCGUCAAAUUGCCUCCUGCUCGACGCUGGAACCCUGCUCGCUCCAAACAGCUGGCUUCCGCAUCCUACACGUCCGCUCCUCAAUACAGCACCCAGCUGCCCAUGGCCGGUCGUCACCGCGUCACUACCACGCUCUGGGAAGAUGAGGGCACGCUUUGCUUUCAAGUAGAUGCACGAGGCGUCUGCGUCGCUCGCAGACACGGUGAGUAAAGAUGAGCCGCCCCUGUAGACAGGAUUGCUGACGAGAUUGUUGCUACCGACGCAACUCUGCAGACAACAACAUGAUCAAUGGCACCAAGCUACUCAACGUCUGCGGCAUGUCUCGUGGCAAGCGCGAUGGUAUCCUCAAGAACGAAAAGGAGCGCGUCGUCGUCAAAGUCGGGGCGAUGCACCUGAAGGGCGUAUGGUGAGUUGGGCUCGUCGCAGCUUGUGCGUCGCUCGUCGCAAUGCUCAAGCAUCCCGCGUCGUCGGCGGCACACGGCAGGAUUACCUUUACUCGUGGCAAGCAACUUGCGGAACAGAAUGGAAUUUCGGAAGUGCUGUACCCUCUCUUCGAAACGAACAUCCAAUCAUUCUUGUACCACCCGGACAACUACCCUCGCACGGCUGCGGUCAUGGCAGCGGCUCAAGAGCGACACGCGUCGCGCUCCCGUGUUCCGGGUAGCCCCGGCCACGCAAACGGAGCCGGACCUGGCUCGCAUCGUCCGAGUGGUGGCGCUCGUGAAGAGGAUGGAAGUGCGCCGCUAGGUCUGCCAGGAUCCAACCAGUCGUGGGGUCACCCUCCAGCCUCGACCACUCAGCACCAUUCCGGUAGCGCUGGCGGCUACAAUUCCAACACCGCUUCCCCUCACCUUUCCUCGAGCCACCAAGCCGGUGCUGUAACCGGUGGCGCUCAGAGCUACGGAGCUCGCGCAGCUUCUGGAGACCGCCGUCACAGCAACGUAGGCCAGCAGGAUGGUCACGCUGGAGGACAUGCCAGUGUGCCGUACGGCCUUGCUCAGCCCUCGCCAAACGCUGUCCCUGGCGGUGCUCGCCGCUCUGCAAGCGGCUUGAAGCGCAGCUACGAUGAACACGGCGACUCGAGUGACAGCAUCGCCCCACCAGCUCCAGCUCCUGGCAUGGCGUACGGAGGAUUGUCUUCGAAUGGAUCGAACGGAAGUCUUGCUGGCAACGGGUACGGGCACGGGGGAGAGAGCCCACGCAUGUACAAGCGUGGCCGAGACAACACCAACGGCGAUGUCUCUGGUGGCGACUAUUCCGGGGCCGAAGCCGACGUUUCGCGCUCUCGGCCCCAAGGUGAGGUGCGCACAUGGAGUUGGCCCGAAGCGAAACGGAAAAGGUCGCGAUGCUGACGCGCUUGGCUCCCCCCCUUUCAGUGA
Molecule: messenger RNA, 2984 nt
Organism: Ceraceosorus bombacis
Lineage: Eukaryota; Fungi; Basidiomycota; Exobasidiomycetes; Ceraceosorales; Ceraceosoraceae
Source: the annotation of a GenBank genome assembly